Messenger RNA from Dichotomopilus funicola, 1716 nucleotides. Its product is annotated as major facilitator superfamily domain-containing protein. The transcript has 4 exons. Gene Ontology annotation, cellular component: membrane. Bases 1 to 1716 code for a protein of 571 amino acids. Gene Ontology annotation, molecular function: phosphate transmembrane transporter activity. The record is from RefSeq and is a predicted model, not a curated record. NCBI's taxonomy places the organism in Eukaryota, Fungi, Ascomycota, Sordariomycetes, Sordariales, Chaetomiaceae. Gene Ontology annotation, biological process: transmembrane transport; phosphate ion transport.
AUGGGGGAAACCACCAAGACUAGCGGGAACAACAGCGCGUUCCACAACUUCCACAACGACUUCUCUCAUGUCAAGGACGUCAACGAGAGACGCCGUCUGGCCCUCGCGGAGGUUGACCGAGCUCCGUUCGGAUGGUACCACGUGCGGGCCAUCAUCGUCGCAGGCGUCGGUUUCUUUACGGACUCUUACGACAUCUUCACGGCCUCGCUGUUGACCAUUAUGCUGGGCAUCGUCUUCUAUCCCGGCGUCGGCCAGAUGCCCACGUCCUCGGACACCGCCAUCAAGCUCGCUACCUCGGCCGGCACGGUCAUCGGCCAGCUUGGCUUUGGCGCGCUUGGCGAUAUCGUCGGCCGGAAGCGCAUGUACGGUGUUGAGCUCAUCGUCAUCAUCUUUGCUACUCUGGCGCAGGCUCUGACUUCAUCGUCGCCCUCUAUCGAUGUCGUUGGUGCUAUCAUCUUCUGGCGUGUUAUCAUGGGGAUUGGUAUUGGCGGUGACUACCCGCUUUCCAGUAUCAUCACGUCCGAGUUCGCCACUACCAAGUGGCGCGGUGCCAUGAUGGCUUCGGUGUUCGCCAUGCAAGGUCUUGGUCAACUUGCGGCCGCCAUUGUCAUGCUCAUCGCCACCGCCGGAUUCAAGUCGUCUCUCGAGACGGCCCCGACGCUUGCGACCUGCACAGGGGGCUGCGCCCAGUCGGUCGAUAAGAUGUGGCGCCUGCUCAUCGGAUUCGGUGCCGUCCCAGGAUGCAUCGCUUUGUACUACCGCCUUACCAUCCCGGAGACGCCCCGCUAUACCUUCGAUGUUGAGCUUGACGUCGAGAAGGCUGAGGGCGACGCGCAGGCCUAUCUCAAGGGCAGCUCGGGUGCUUCGCCCGACGAACUGACCCGUGCGACCGCCCGCAAGGAGGCCGCUGAGCAGAUGAAGGCCCCCCAGGCCAGCUGGAGUGACUUUUUCCGUCACUACUCUAAAUUGAACAACGCCAAGCUCCUUACUGGAACUGCCCUGUCGUGGUGCUUCCUUGAUAUCGCCUACUACGGCGUCUCGCUCAACAACGCCACCAUCCUGGAGGUUAUCGGUUACUCCACCAAGAACGCCCACAACACCUACGAGAUCCUGUACAACACCGCGCUCGGCAACCUCAUCAUCGUCCUCGCCGGUGCUGUCCCCGGCUACUGGGUGACCGUCUUCACCGUCGACCGCUUCGGCCGCAAGCCGAUCCAAUUCAUGGGCUUCGGCAUCCUAACCGUUCUCUUCGUCAUCAUGGGAUUCGGGUACUUCCACAUCGGCUCCAACGGCCUGCUCGCCAUCUUCGUCCUUGCCCAAUUCUUUUUCAAUUUUGGCCCCAACGCCACUACCUUCAUCGUGCCCGGCGAGUGCUUCCCCACCCGCUACCGGUCCACCUCCCAUGGCAUCUCCGCCGCCAUGGGUAAGAUUGGAUCGAUCAUCGGCCAGGGCGCCAUUGCGCCCCUGCGCACCCGUGGUGGUACCAAGCUGAACCCCAACCCGUGGAUGGACCAUGUCUUGGAGAUCUAUGCGCUGUUCAUGUUGCUUGGUGUUGGCACCACGUGCCUGAUCAAGGAGACGAAGCGUAAGACGCUGGAGGAGCUGGCGGGUGAGGAUGACGAGGAGGUGCAGGUGCAGGAGGGAGCGGGGAACAUCGCUGCUGUUGAGAACACGACGGAGGCUGUGGCCGGUGGUGAGGAGACUGCGAAACACUAA